Grus americana (Whooping crane) is the source of this 2441-nucleotide messenger RNA. RefSeq lists its product as uncharacterized. The transcript is spliced from 6 exons. NCBI's taxonomy places the organism in Eukaryota, Metazoa, Chordata, Aves, Gruiformes, Gruidae. The coding region runs from base 681 to 1796 and encodes 371 amino acids. The record is from RefSeq and is a predicted model, not a curated record.
GCCGAGACCUGGGUGCUCACGGCCAGAGCCGUGUCGGGGAGCUCAGUCCCCGCCUGGCUGGGGCUUGUACAUCCCACGUCUGAGCAACCAGAAAGCUCUGACCAAGCCCAUCCCCACGUCAAACCGCAGCUGUCCUCCCCACCUGAGCUCAGCUAGCAUGCCGGACGGGGCAGGCAUCACCCCAUCACCCUGCCGUGACAGCAGCAUCGCUUUCCGCAAGGGAUCCGUUCCCUGGUGUAAAACAAAAAGGACUCGGGUGGCGCGGGGAGGCGGCACUGUAGGAAAUGGGGGAAGCCCUUUCCCCUGCGCCCGCCCGCCCGGCUGGGGCCGCGGAGCUACUGGGCUGUGACCUAAAAUACGGGGCAAUGGCCAUCAGCGGUGCUCGGCUGUGUUAUUUGGGUCUAUCUCAGGGCCGAGAGCACGUGGCCAGGAUGAAACCGCAGGAGGAAUCAAACAGCGAGGAGAGGAGAUAAAAAUCAGGCUGAAGCAAGAGAAGAGAGGGGAAGCCUGCGAGUGCAGAGGGAACUGCCUGGCCGAGUGGCGAGGAGGUGAGCUCCCGGCAGGCCUGCAGCUUGCCCCGGCUGGGCAGUGACCCUUGCGCUGUGGGGAGAGACGGGAGCCUCCCAGCCGAUCCCGCCAGGCGCCCAGCAUCGUUGCCGCGAGGCCGUCGGGAAGACGGCAUGGAGGUCUGGCUGGCUGGUGGCUUUCUGCCCCUGCUGCUCCUUGCCUGGCUGCCUGCUGGACUUGCUCGCCAGAUUUCAGCCCCAGUUGAUGAGUUGGUAGGGUUAGAUCUUGUCUUGCCAGUGCUUGCUCCAGACAGACUCAAGCAGCACCACCGGGGAGGUAAGGGGUUUAAUACCCCCCAAAACAAUGGAAAAAAGCAGAACAAAGGUGGCGUGGAGAGGAAUAAGGGUUCUACCCAGCUCGUCUUCACCAGCGUCAACGAAGCACAUACAGGAUCGUGCACAUGCAGAAUGGAGAACACAAUGAACGUGCCUGACAGCAGAUGUAAAUGGAACACGCACGUUGUGAGACCCAAGCUCGCCAACACCCACAGGAGCAGAAAGAAAGGACUGAGGAAGGGAGAGGAGAGAGGGAAGAGAGGGAGGACUCUGCUGAGAAGGUGUGAAGUGACUUCAGCUCAGAGCCUCAGCAGCAACUCUGAAGUACUCCAGAGGACAGCCAGCCGUCCAGAAGAGUCAGUCAUCUCCAUGGAGUGCAGGUUCAAGAUUUGUUCAGAGAAUCUCAAGGUAUAUAUGAAGUGCUACAAACCUGCACAUCUGGAGGAGAGUGAAACCAACACCAUGGCUCUGGAAAUAGAUUGUACCAAUCUCAUCAGUCUCAGCAUAUGUGCAGCCAAGAUGGGAAACUGCGUGUGUGGGGCGUACGUCACAGGAAUGAACUCGACAGACUCUGGAAAUGGCACGCAAUGGACAAUUCCCAUUCUGUCUGUAGGAUUCAACUUCCCCCUGUGUAUCACCUUCGGCUUAGCGCUUGGGACACUUCUUUACAUGCCGAUAAUUGGCCUUCUGCUGUGGCAGUGCAGAAAGAACAGAAAAGGAAAGCUUGCAAGCAGGCAAGUGGUGGAGGGGAACGAGCUCAGCAUGGCAGCCCCGGUGACAGGGACUGAGGACCUGACCUACGCCGACCUGAAGUUUGAAAAGAAAGGGACAAAAUCCGCCUCCUCCAAUGUCAUUUACACCCAGAUCAAACCACCUCGACAAAAGCAGAGAGGAGAGGACGCUGGUGCUGCUGACGCAGGGGUGGAUGCCUCCCCCAAGGCAGAGGGCAAAUGAGGGAGAAGGGAAGGACAAGCAGCUUGUUGUAUGCCUGUUGGGGUCAUCAUCCCUGAGAACUAAGCCUUAGCUCGUACAGAAGUGCAAUCUGGGCAACAAAAGCCACCUAUAUACUCCCAAAUGGCUGCACCACUGUGCUUUAUGUUCCCCUGGAAGAAGCCAUCUCCUGUGGUGAGGACAGGGCUCUUCCAGACGGUUUUCCACGCACCUUCCUGCAGCCCCAAGCGCCGCCAAGCCUCCGCAACUCCUUUCACAGUCUCCGGUCACUGACAGGCUUCUCUAGCAACUUGCUCUGUGUUUCAGCCAUGUCACCGUGCACCACAUAGCCACCAUGGUCCAGGAAGCACUUGCUGUCCCAGACUUGCUGGGUGGGGUGACCGUGAGAAGCUCCUCUCGGUGCUGGGAAAGUCCUGGAGCAAUUUUCUGGAUUUUCUCUGGAGCAGGCACCUGCUGUGACCUGGGUUGACCUUGCUCUGGUUCAUUCUCUUGAAACACAAGGAUGGAAAGGCAUUGUUUGCUUCGCAGAGGCGCAACACGGGGCCUGCUGCAGUGAUCUACGUGGAUCUGCUUCGUACCAGGAGUGGACGGGUGUCCUCAUGCAUGUAGAGCUUUCCUGUAAUUUGGAAAAAAAAAGAAAAAAUAAAA